ACCCAGUUCCACCUAGAGGCUCCGUGCAAGGCGCGAACUUUUCCCCCGAGAUUUGAGGGGCUGACCUUGGCCUGAACCCCUCGGGAGGACUCAAGGCACCCGUAGCCAGGACCGGGCUGAGUUGUCCGCGGCCAGCCUGGGUCAGCGGUCGGGGGCUGAAGACACCCAGGAAAAGUGGGAGCAGAAGCCUGGGGGUGAGUGCAGGGGAGCUCUGCUAGCAGCUUGUACGAAGGCUCUGGUCUCCGUUUAUUCCGGGGUGGGCCAGGGCAAGUGCCCCGACAGCUCGAAGGCGGCAGCCGAGGCCACUGUCCCUUAAGAGUGCUGGAGUCCUCAGCACCUGUCUAGGGCUUCAGCAGGGGCUGUGGUCAUGGUGAAUGAAGAUCCCAACCAACAGGAGCAAAAUGGCACGCCCGCGCAGGACCCCGCACUCCGGGUGGACCACAGCGCCUCGGGGCACCAGAGCGUGUCCACGCACCCGAGCGUGUCGAUGCACCCGAGCGUGUCGGCCCACCCCAGUGUCUCCAUCCACCCCACCGUGUCGGCCCGCCCGAGCAGUUCGGCCCACCCCAGUACGCUGGCCCAGUCCGGUGGCUUGGCCCGCCCCAGUAGCUCGUGCCCCGAGGACCUUAGUGUCAUCAAGGUGAGCAAGCGCCGUUGGGUGGUGGUCCUGCUGUUUAGCUGCUACUCCAUGUGCAACGCCUUCCAGUGGAUCCAGUACGGCUCCAUCAAUAACAUCUUCAUGCACUUCUACGGGGUCAGCGCCUUUGCCAUCGACUGGCUGUCCAUGUGCUACAUGCUGACCUACAUCCCUCUGCUGCUGCCCGUGGCCUGGCUGCUGGAGAAAUUCGGCCUGCGCACCAUCGCCCUCACAGGGUCCGCUCUCAACUGCCUGGGGGCCUGGGUGAAGUUGGGCAGCCUGAAGCCGCAUCUCUUCCCCGUCACCGUGCUGGGCCAGAUCAUCUGCUCUGUGGCCCAGGUCUUCAUCCUGGGCAUGCCCUCCCGCAUCGCUUCAGUCUGGUUCGGGGCCAAUGAGGUGUCAACGGCCUGUUCCAUAGCUGUCUUCGGCAAUCAGCUUGGAAUUGCAAUUGGGUUCUUGGUCCCUCCUGUUUUGGUACCCAACAUCGAAGACCAGGACAAGCUUGCCUACCACAUCAGCAUCAUGUUUUACAUAAUAGGAGGCGUGGCCACUCUGCUUUUCAUCCUUGUCAUCAUCGUAUUCAAGGAGAAGCCUAAACAUCCCCCCAGCAGGGCCCAAUCCCUGAGCUACGCCUUGGCGUCCCCCGAUGCUUCGUACUUAAGUUCCAUUGUCCGGCUCUUCAGAAACCUCAACUUUGUGCUGCUUGUCAUUACCUACGGUCUGAAUGCUGGUGCUUUUUAUGCCUUGUCAACUCUGCUGAAUCGCAUGGUGAUCUUGCACUACCCGGGGGAAGAAGUGAAUGCUGGAAGAAUCGGCCUGACCAUCGUCAUUGCAGGAAUGCUUGGGGCUGUGAUCUCAGGCAUCUGGCUGGAUAGGUCCAAAACCUACAAGGAGACAACCCUGGUGGUCUACAUCAUGACUGUGGUUGGCAUGGUGGUGUACACAUUGACCUUGAACCUGGGACACCUGUGGGUCGUGUUCAUCACUGCCGGCACAAUGGGCUUCUUCAUGACGGGCUACCUCCCCCUGGGAUUUGAGUUUGCUGUGGAACUGACAUACCCAGAAUCAGAAGGCAUGUCGUCUGGCCUCCUUAACGUGUCUGCCCAGGUAUUCGGGAUCAUCUUCACCAUCUCCCAGGGUCAAAUUAUUGACAACUAUGGAACCAUGCCCGGGAACAUCUUUCUGUGUGUGUUCCUCACCCUUGGAGCAGUCCUCACUGCAUUCAUUAGGGCAGAUCUCCGGAGGCAGAAAGCAAACAGAGAAACUCCUGAGAAUAGCACGUCACUGUUGUCACAGUCUGCUGAGCAGCGCCCACUCCUUGGAUCCUGAGACAAGUCCUGAGACCCUGGCUCCACUGCUUUCAGCCUUGGGGUCAGUGGCCGGAGAGGAAAGGUGGGAGCCUACCUCGACCACAGUGGUGGUGGACUCAAAUCAGUGGCUCUCCUGGCAGGUUACAGCCCCUUAGGCAGUGCCAUGGGGAUGAAGGGACCUGCACCAGUGGACUUCCAGUAAGGCUCUAACAGGAGAAGUCGGGAAGCAAGAGCUGAUGGUGAUAUAGGGGGAGGAGUGAGUAUGAUCUAGAACAGAAGAGGGUUUCCCAACUGCUUUAGUCAGCUGGGAACUAUUUUAACCAAAAUGUUAGGCAUCAGAUCUGAGCCAGGAUGAAAGCGAUUUCAAAUCUGAGGAGUAAAAGUGGGAUAUUACUUAAAAAACAAAUAAACACCCAAAACCUAUUACAGAAGUAAUACAUGUUCUUAGUAGAAAAACUAAAAAAUACAGAAACGCAUACAAAAUUUAAAAAUCAUCCUGUAUCAUCACCUAGAGAUGAAAUGCUGGUUGUUUUACAAUUACUUAAAUGUUUAUAUCUACAUAGAAUAUGUAUGUGUAUAUAUUUUAUAUUUAUAUAUGGAUAUGUGAAUAUUUUUAAAAGAAAAAUGGAAUCUUCUAUCGCUUUUUUUUUACUUGUUGUGAACACUUUAUCAGGUCAUUAUUCUUUUACAAUACACUUUUUUUUGUCUUCAAGUUUCUUUUUCUUUAAUGUUUAUUUUUGAAAGAGAGUGCGUGCCCAAGCAGGGAGGGGGCAGAGAGAGAGGGAGACAGAGAAUCCCAAGCAGGGCCCAUGUUGUCAGCGCAGAGCCCGACACAGGGCUCAGACUCACUAACUGUGAGGUCAUGACCUGAACCAAAACCAAGAGUCAGACGCUCGCUCGACUGAGCCAGCCAGGCGCCCCUAUAACAUACUUUAAAUGACUGCACAUUUUUAAUGUGCAGUGUUUAAAUGAGCGCACAUGGGUAAACUAUGAUUUAACAGUUUUCCUGUCUGUAGACAUUAAGGUUGUUUCCAAUCAUUGUUAUAAACAAUAUCGUGAGUAACGUCCCGGCGGCUGAAUCUUUGCGCGUGUUCUUAAGCACAGGGUUUCCUUGAGAAAUGGAUCCAUGGUCACGCACAUUUUAAAGACCUUGAUACAUGUUGCCAAACUGGUGUCUAGAAAGGUACUAUCAAAACUAUCAAUUUGUAUUGCUAUAGCAGUGUAUGAGUACCAAUGUUGAGGAUAUAUCGUUUUGGAAAACUUUGCCAAUUUUCCAAGGCAAAAAAUGGUAUCUGAAAGAGGUAUAGUUAGCAUUGUAAGGAUAUGUGUUGGCAGAUAGAUGAUAACCUUUAGUUCUCUAUUAUUUGUCUUCUGAUAUCACGCUGUAGAGUUGGCAGGCUGCAGCAGGGAGCAGUAAAUUCAGCGGGGAGGCAGGGAAAGACUCGGAGCAGAAAUGCCAUUCUCCAGACUGGCGUGAGGGCUGUGGCAUUGCCACGGCAGAGAUGGGCUUUCACCUGUGCCCAUGUAAAGGAAACGAUGGUUUGGAACAUUUUGGUGAAUACGUAGUGAGCCUGGGUAAUAAAAAAGGAGAGCCGGUAACAAAACAGGAGAGAUUUCUUGGGAGAAGGUUUUAAUUUGGAAUGUGACAUAUUGUGUCAAGUGAUAAGAGAUUUUGUUUACUCUGUAAUCUGUGUUUAUGUUGGCAGACAUGGGCAAACACGAGGAAAGAAAAGGUCACCUGUUAAUCCUAGCACCCGGAGAUAACCUAGUAACAUUAUAGUCCGUUGUUAAAGUUGUUUUCUUUGGGUUUGCUUGUGCAUAUUGGUUUCCCAGACUGAUUGUUUACUUAAUGUUAGCUUGUCAACUUUUCCCCAGUUACAUCCUAUUACAACUCUCUAUUUCCAUUUCCUCUUGUUUAAUACUUAGGUUGUUCCACUAUUUCAUUAUUAUUGCAGCGGCAUCUUGGUGCACAUAGACCAGGUUUGUUAAUCAAGGUUGGAGUUGUUGGCUUACUCACCUUCUGGAUGGGGCAUUGGAAGUAGCACUGAGUAGGAAGAGGAGACAAAUCUGGGGAUUGUGCUCAACCGUCUGUGUCCCUGGAUAACUCACCAUGCAUCUUUGGACCUCACUUACACCUGAGGAGGCUUAUUGGUAUGGGAAGGUCAGAGUCAUGGUGGGUUGACACCCAGGGAAGCCAGGGCUGUUACAGAGCAUCCCUCCACUGGAGCCCAACACUAAAACCCCACGGCUGUCAGUGUAAGUGAGACCCGGCCACCACCACAUGAAUUCAUCAUCAGAGCCAGGUAAAAAGACAGGGCGCCCGGCAGAUGUGGCCAGAGCUUCUCUUUCUAAUCUAUGAGAUGUACAGUUUUGGAAAAAAGAGACAGAACUGGCUUGGGGCUAAUGACUAACUUCGAUGAUGAAAAUCUUGGUUUGGGUUUCCAUUUUUCUUCCAGUUGGUAGUUCUCAGCCAAGAGACGGUGGCUGUACUUCUGUCCCCACUAAGCUGGGUUUCUGGUUGUGAUUUCAAAGUGCCAGCUUUGGAGAGGGCAGGCAUGUGUGGGCACACACGUGUGUGUCCGCGAGAGGAGAGAGGCUGCCUGGUCGACUUAAGCAGGCCGCUGUUGCCUGGACGAAGGCUACUCAUGGCUGAGGUUGACCUGGGGCCAAAAAAUUAGCAAGAGUGAGAAUGGGGAGGUUGGGUUUCUACAGCUGUUGACGUACGUUAGCCUCAAGACAGUCCCUGGGGGAGAAGCACCAUUUGUCCAGUUGGCACUGGACUCUAGCUGGGCCUGUAGAUGUUCCUCUGGCUCUUGAAUGGUGGUGGGGGCAGGGCUGGGCCUGUGCCAAGGUCUUCUCACUAACUGGAUGCACACUCGAGGUAAGAAGCAAGGCACCGCAUGGACUUAGGGACCCCACAGGAUGACUUCCAGGCCAUACUUAGUUCCAACCCCACCUCACAUCCUUUCCCCGAGAAAGUCAAAGCCGCACUGACCCCAAGUCUUCUUCUCUAGGCAUAAAGGGUAUAGAGAUAUUUUUAGCCAGUGAGUUUAUAUGCAUCCUGCCUUUAUACAGAUUCUCUUCGAUGCAUCCAUUCCCUGCACAUUAUCCUAAUACUCCUCGUCCUGGGGGCUGCCUCCAAAGGAAGGUAGUCAGAAAUUCCGUGGGAGUUGCAGACCCGGCACUUUGGAUAGCUCCUUGGUGGCCAGUCCAGAUGAGUUUUAGGCUGUCAGAAUGGGGAGGAGAGCGGGCUCUGCUAUUUCAUUCCUGACAGGGAGCCUGGAAUGGCACUUGGAACAGGAUGGUUUGUGGUCGCUGUGGCAUCAGAGAGAGAUGGCUUUCUUGGCUUUUUUCUUUGAGGAUGCUGUGAUGGUGUGUGUGUUUAAAGGGCACGCUGGCAAGGACUGGUUGCUUUUCUUCCCUUUUACUCUUGGGGCCGCCGAGGGGCCUCUGGCUCUUGGUUUUCCCACUUUGCCACUGAUUAUGGUCACUAACAGGCAGUCGUUCCGGCCCAGGUGGAGUCUUGCCCCUCUUCACCCACAGGGUUGCCUGCUUGUUUUGCCUUGCAGAAACUCCAGGAGGAGGGGGAGGAGGAGGAGGAGAGCAAUGCCAACAAAGUACCCACCAUUGUGUCUGAGGAGCACUUCUGAGAGAAGAAGGUGGUGGCGACUCAGGGAACACCGACGGCACCCCCCCCCCCCCCCCCCCCCCCCCGCCUCUUCGGUCAGCAUUCACUGCCAGCACACAGGUCUUCACCGGAGCAGCUUUUGGAGGGAACCGGCUGGAAUAUCUGUGGCUUGGAUGGCGGUGCCUCUGCCUCCUGGAACCCAUUCAAGAGGCUGCAUGGUCUGGUUGGGGACGAUGGCACCUUUCACCAAAUGCACACUCCAUUCCCGCCCCCUCCCCCUCGUGGGUUAUGGGAGCUGGUGUUGGGAGAGGCUGGUGGAGAACGGUGCUGCCCUGUCUUCCCCCUUCCCCUCCAUCCUGCAAAGAGAGAGCCUGCGAAAUUAUUGCGGAAAGGAAGCUUAUUCAGUAUACUAACUUUUUCUAGUGUCUUAAGACCCUUAGAAGCCCAGUCCUAAGGAGAGGCAGCUGCUCCGGAUGAGGGGAAUUUGGGGGUCACCGGCCCGGCUGCUGACGUUCUGUGGGAAAAAGCACCAUCAGAAAAAAACUGCAUCAGAACGAAGCCGUCAGGACUCGGCCUCGUUUCUCCUGGCCUGAGGUUGGGGUCUGCUUCCAAACCCUUUCCUAAGAGCUGAUCAAACCAAACAUCAAUAAACUUGACAGAAAUUUUGCUGUGGCCAUGAAGGAGAAACCCAUUUGGGAGAGUGAGCUGCCUAGGUGUGUGAGGGCACCUGUGAAGGCAGUUGGGGACCGUGGUAGCUUGAUUUGGGACUAAGUUCUUUUCUACAGAGUCUCUGCCCAGGGACUUCCGUGUGGGUCACAGUCACCUCUGAUGCCUUCAUGUGGACACUACCUUGAGAAACUCCGUCAGCCUCCGCACUUGCUUUCUCUGAAGGGAGGGAAAUCCCAGCCAACUUCCUGUAACCUUUACUGAGAGCUAACCUUGAUUCAUCCCACGCUGAGAAAUCCACAGCUGCUUCUGCGAGAUGAGAGGAAAGGGGCAGAAGGGAACUGGCCCUUGAAAUGGGAAGUGAGUCUGCUUGAAUUAAGUGCACCUGCCUCCGGAGGGGACAGUAUUCUUACACCCACCCCCUCUUCCUGCCCUCUUCCAGCAGUAAUCUUUUUUUAAAUCAGAUAUUGUGAAUUUAAAGGGAGUCCCUUUAAACCAACCCAAGGUGACUUCCUCUCCUGCCUAGCCUGCUGUCUGGCUCUACUCAUGGCCUUGGGUGGUGUCCCCUGAAAAUAAGACAUUUCAGUAAUUUCUCCUGCGUGGUGAACAGCUGUGAUCCUGACCAUGGUGCUGUUUGGCUGUGGCCACUGCCCCAGCCUUGGCAAACGGGAGCAGCCUGGGUCGGUUGGCAGCAGUGCCGGGGUGCCCGGGCCACUGCCUGAGGGGAGUCAGGUGUGUGUGUGUGUGUGUGUGUGUGUGUGUGUGUGUGUGUACGUUCUGGGUAAUAGAAGAAGUUCACACUUCUGGUGGGGGGAGUGAUUGGGGGUGGAAGCGGAGUGGAGAGAAAGCGUGUCUUACUUUUGAUAAGGAAAAGGUGCUUACUCUUCAGCUCCUUCAAACUCUUUACCAGAAUGUUUACCAGAUCCAUUCGUUCCUUUAUUUUAAGAACAUAAUUUGUAUUUUCUGUUUGUAAUGCCAGAUGUUUUAAGGCAAUAAAAGAUUCUCCGAGUGGUCCGCCUUGUCAUCGGGUGGGGGCGGAGGUGCCUUUUGGCACAAGAAUGAGAGUCUUGCCCAUUUCCGGUGCGGGAGGGGCUGGGGCUAGAGGAGCAACUCCUGUGGCCUUCUGCGGAGGUGGGUCCUCUGUUUACGCAGAUGUUACCAUCCCAGUGGGUUACUUUUUAAAGACAAGGCAGUAAAAGUGAACGUUGGCCUACGUGGUGCCUGGCAACUCGGUGCCCAGCACGUGACCCUGACCGCCUUCUGUGCUGGGUAUAUUUGCAGACGGUCCACUCGGGGUAACCGCUGAUACAGAGCCCACUGUGGUUUCUGGCUCUGCCUCAAAGCGUGGCCGAAGUAUUUGUUCUAGGACUGUACCAUCCUGCCCUGGUCAGAGUCCACGCUUUCGGCAUCUGCCGUGGUGCUGCCACUUUUCUUCUGAUCUGUCUGGCCAACUGCCACUUCUCCCUUCCCAGGUGCGUUCACCCCGUACUGUGAUCUGGACAUGCUGCUGUUGGCCUUCUGUGCAUUUCUUUCCUGGAAAUUGCACCGUGUCUGUGGCAUUCUGGGACCAUUAUCUGUUAGCAGUUCUUAGCUGGAGAGACAUUACGGAUUCUACUUUAAAUCAUCUCGGAAGGGAGCCAAGACUGGCGGUUAAAGAAAUAGAAUAUUCAUAAUAUCUUCCAACUACUCUAAAUCGUCUCUUUGGAUCCUUUGGGAUCUUGUCUUUGAUCACCUGGAAUCACAUUUCUAUGACGUAUGCUCAGAGGAUCCGCAUCCAACUCAUGCAUGUUUUCAAUUCACUUUCUUAGGUGGGCUCCAUGUGGAUCUACACUUACAUGCAAACUCUGCAAAAUCAUUGCUUUUACUACCUCCUUAACAGUAGUUGGUGAGGGAGGGAUAGUCUGUAUCCCUGAACUAUUUUUCUAGACGUAGUGUUGGCAUGUGAGGCCUGGUAUUGCUGCAACCGCUUUUGGCACCAUAAAGGAAGCCAGCCUGAGGAUGAAACCAACACAGGAGGGCAGAGCGGAGUCAGAUCAAACCAUUCCUGAAGCCUAUAAUCCACUGAACUUUUCAAUUUUGUGAGCCAAUGUUAUCUUUAUUGUUUAAGCUAGUUUCAGACAGUUUUGUUCUUUUCACCUAAAAAGCCUUAACUGAUAGAGAAUUCCCAGUGCAUUUAAGUAUUUAUUAAGCUUAAAGUAUUUAACUUUAAGCUUCCUAUCCUGCCUUUGCAAGUCCCCUGCCUCCCUGACCACUCAACCUUUCUCUUCCCAACUUCUCUACUUGGUUUUUACUCCUUCAACAAGAUGGUUCCUACCUUCCAGAUGCUGUUCCCUCUGCCCUAAAUGUCUGCCUCCUAUAUGAAGACAUCUAGUGCCUGGGCAUUCAAGGCUCAGCUCAAAUCCCAUCCCCUCAGGGAGUCCUUUCCUGACAAUCUGAACUGUGCACCCCCUACCUUCUUGAUCAUAAAACUUUGUAUUCUAAAUUUUUUUUUUUUAACGUUUAUUUUAUUUUUGAGAGAGACAGAGACAGAGUGCGAGCUGGGGAGGGGCAGAGAGAGAGAGGAAAACACAGAAUUGGAAGCAGGCUCCAGGCUCUGAGCUGUCAGCACAGAGUCCCAUGUGGGGCUCGAACCCACAAACUGUGAGAUCAUGACCUGAGCUGAACUCGGCCGCUUAACCGACUGAGCCACCCAGCGCCCUAAAACCUUGUAUUCUAGAGUUCUUAGCGUCUGAAGUUGUUUUCGUGUGUUGCUUUAUUGAUUGUCCAUUACCCUGACUUCACUGCAAGGGCCACAGGAACAGGGACAUUGCCUGGGACAUCAUUUCUCUUUCUCAAGUGUCUGGCCUGGAGUUAAAUGUUCAAUAAAUACUUUAUUGAUGUAA
Molecule: messenger RNA, 9123 nt
Organism: Felis catus (domestic cat)
Lineage: Eukaryota; Metazoa; Chordata; Mammalia; Carnivora; Felidae
Gene: FLVCR2
Product: FLVCR heme transporter 2
Exons: 10
Coding region: 368-1966 (532 amino acids)
Biological process (GO): transmembrane transport; heme export
Cellular component (GO): membrane
Molecular function (GO): heme transmembrane transporter activity; heme binding
Source: RefSeq, a predicted model, not a curated record